This is a messenger RNA of Paralichthys olivaceus (Japanese flounder), 6074 nucleotides long. It is a transcript of the gene magi2b, whose product is annotated as membrane associated guanylate kinase, WW and PDZ domain containing 2b. Gene Ontology annotation, cellular component: dendrite; cytoplasm; cell-cell junction. The record is from RefSeq and is a predicted model, not a curated record. Lineage: Eukaryota; Metazoa; Chordata; Actinopteri; Pleuronectiformes; Paralichthyidae. Gene Ontology annotation, molecular function: SMAD binding; type II activin receptor binding; signaling receptor complex adaptor activity. Gene Ontology annotation, biological process: receptor clustering; signal transduction.
UCUCCUCUGUCUGUGUGUCUGACAGAGUAAGAAUCAUUUCAGCAACCCACCGCCGCCGCCGCGCCGUACCGCAGCCCUCCGUCCGACUGCGCGGCUCGCCGAGCGGACACUGCGCCUGGCGUGCGCCGCUGAUGGUGAUGGAGCCACGGGCGCCGUGAAGCUGCAGCCGGUCGGUCGCCAACAAAGGCUGGGAUGAGAUGAAAUGGUAGGAGGCGUUUGUAUGGGCUAGCCCGUGGAGAUCAACUCGCCCUAACCAUGUCUAAGAGCCUCAAGAAGAAGAACCACUGGACCAACAAAGUCCACGAAGCGGUGGUGACGCGGGGGAAGGACGGGGAGCUGGGGUUCGAGCUGAAGGGGGGCGCGGAAAACGGCCAGUUCCCCUACUUCGGCGAGGUGAAGCAGGGGAAGGGGCUGAUCCAGAGCGGCAAGCUGGCCCAGGACGAGCUGCUGCUGGAGGUCAACGACAUGCCAGUGGCCGGGCUCACCACCCGGGACGUGUUGGCGGUGAUCAAGCACUGCAAAGACCCGGUCCGCUUCAAGUGUGUCAAACAAGGGGGAGUGGUUGACAAGGAUUUGCGGCACUACCUCAACCUGCGUUUCUCCAAGGGCUCAGUGGACCACGACCACCAGCAGAUCAUCAGAGACAACCUAUACCUCCGCACUGUUCCCUGUACCACCAGGCAGCCUAAGGAGGGGGAGGUGCCGGGGGUGGACUACAACUUUGUGAGUGUGGAGCGUUUUAUGGAACUGGAGCAAAGUGGAGCCCUGCUAGAGAGUGGAACCUAUGAAGAUAACUUCUACGGCACACCAAAACCUCCAGCAGAGCCGUCCCCUGCAGCCCCUCCUCUGAAUGUGAGUGAGGCCCUGCUGCCCGGAGCCCGGCCCAGCGCCCAGGGCAAGAGGAAGAGGAACCAGUCAGUCAGCAACAUGGAGCAACGCGCCAGCCUGGAGCCGCCCGAGGAGGAGGAAGAGGAGAGCCCGAUAGUCAACGGCAAUGGGGUGGCCAUCACACCAGAGUCCAGUGAACAUGAGGACAAGAGCACAGAUGCCUCUGGGGAGGUUGCUGUUGAGGUGUCCAGCCAGGCCCCAGCCUCCGCUGAGCCCCCAACCGAAGAAGAAGAGGCCCCAAAAUCUCCUUCCAAAUCCCCCAGCAAAGUCCCAGAUGCAGAUGAGGAAGAGCUCGGCCCUCUGCCUGACAACUGGGAGAUGGCCUACACUGAGAAGGGGGAGGUCUACUUCAUAGAUCACAACACCAAAACAACAUCAUGGCUUGAUCCUCGUCUCGCUAAGAAAGCGAAGCCGCCAGAAGAAUGCAGAGAAGACGAGCUGCCCUAUGGCUGGGAGAAGAUAGAUGACCCCAUCUAUGGCAGCUACUAUGUAGAUCACAUCAAUCGAAGGACUCAGUUCGAGAACCCAGUCCUUGAAGCAAAGAGACGCUUGGAGCAGCAGCAGCAGAUGCAGAGCCAGGGACUGUCCGCUCUACCUUUGCCCACUAUAUACAGAGAGAAGCCAUUAUUUACAAGAGACCCGACUCAACUGAAGGGCACCUUCCUGUCCACUGGCCUGCAAAAGAGCAACAUGGGAUUUGGCUUCACGAUCAUAGGAGGCGACGAGCCGGACGAGUUCCUGCAGGUGAAGAGUGUGAUACCAGAUGGACCUGCCGCUCAGGAUGGAAAGAUGGACACAGGUGACGUCAUCGUCUACAUUAAUGACAUCUGUGUGCUCGGCACCACACAUGCCGACGUUGUCAAACUGUUUCAGUCGGUGCCGAUUGGUCAGAGCGUGACCCUUGUGCUCUGUCGAGGAUAUCCUCUGCCUUUUGACCCUGAGGACCCCAGUGCAGCAGCGAGCACCUCUCUGACACCCAUUGGCCUGGAGCACCGCCCCCUGGUGGUGAACGGCCGCAGCAGCUACGACCCAUACCUGGAGUACCUGUCCUUGAGCUCCCAGCUGCCUCCGCAGGCUCUGGCCCAGGCUGGAGCGCAUCACCCCGGGGACACGCAUCUGGACGGUUCAUCUCUGCCGCCCACCACACCCGGCUCAGCUUCGGCGCUCACGCCUCAUGAAGACAAUGUGUCCAUGGCCUCCUCAGGAACUGCAGGGGUUGCCGGGGCAACUGCACAAGGGGCAGAGCUGCUGACGGUUACUAUGGUGAAAGGAGCGGAGGGAUUUGGGUUCACUAUUGCUGAUAGUCCCACUGGUCAACGAGUGAAACAGGUACUGGACCCAGGCUCACAGGCAGCGUCAGGCCUGAUAGAGGGAGACCUGAUCCUCGAGGUGAACCAGCAGCCAGUGGCUUCAGCUGGACACGGACGAGUGGUGGAGAUGCUGAAAGAGUGUCCUGUGGGAGCAGAGGCAACGCUCCUCAUACAGAGAGGAACAGGCCACAUUUCUCCAUGGAAGGCGUCCAAACAGUUGACAGACCAGUGGGACCCUCAUGGCAGCCCACAGGCCAACUUGUCUGGUCCAGUCUUGCCGGCUGGCGCAUCGUUCCCAAACCAGCCGCAGCACCGCACGUCUGUGCCUGAUUCAACUGAAGGCUUCGACCUCAACAAACCUGACCCUUAUGACCUAUAUGAGAAGUCGAGGGCUAUCUACGAGAGCCGACGUUCAGAGUAUGAGGAGGUGGAGGUGCACCUGCUGAGGGAGAAGACUGGGUUCGGUUUCCGUAUCCUGGGGGGAGACGAGGCCGUGCAGGCUAUUGUUAUUGGCGCCAUAAUAGAGAACACACCCGCUGAGCGUGAUGGGCGGCUUCGACCCGGGGAUGAGCUUAUUUCUGUGGAUAAAAAUGUGGUUGCUGGGAAACCGCACAAAUACGUAAUAGACUUGAUGCAUGCAGCUGCCCGCAACGGUCAAGUCAGCUUGACUGUGAGAAGGAGAGUGCAAAUGCCUGGUGAACUGUGUCCUGUGAAUGGCCGCAGCCCCGGCUCAGUGUCGACACAGCACAGCUCUCCACGCAGCGACGCAGCCUCCGCUUCGGGCCCUCCAGCCGUUGUUGCCCCCGCCGCCACCUCUCCUCCAGAGGGAUCCGGGCUGCAAACCAGCGACGUGGUUAUUCACCGCAAGGAGAACGAAGGCUUCGGCUUCGUCAUCAUCAGCUCCCUGAACAGACCGGAGAACGCCGCUGUCAUCACUGUGCCUCAUAAAAUCGGACGUAUCAUUGAGGGCAGCCCCGCAGACCGGUGUGGGAAGCUGAAGGUGGGCGACCGGAUCCUGGCUGUGAACGGACAGUCUAUCAUCAGCAUGCCACACGCAGACAUCGUCAAGCUCAUCAAAGACGCUGGGCUAACGGUCACGCUGCACAUCAUUCCAGAGGAGGGUUCCCAUUCUGGGCCCGGCUCAGAGAAGCAAAGCCCCAUGACCCAGAAACACAGCCCUCAGACCCAGCCCAGCCCUGUAGCCCAGCCAAGCCAAGGAAGCAUCCAGCCCAGCCAAACGGCUCCUCAGCCGGGCCAAACGGCCGCUCAGCCAGGUCAAGCACCUGUCCAAUCCAGCCAGGCACUAACUCAGACAAGUCAAGCAGUGACGGGCCCUCCUGCACCCGCAGCCUCCCAGCCUGCACCCGCUGGAUCCCAGCAGAGCCCGGUCAGCCAGCCCUCCGGCCUCCCUCCACAUCUCUACCUCCACGAUGGCAGGUCAGAGGUAAAAGCCAGACAGGAUGUCAAACCUGACUUCCGCCAUCCUCCGUUCACUGAUUACAGGCAACCUCCGGUAGAUUACCGUCACCCACCGGUUACCGAUUAUCGACAGCCUCCCACACUGGACUACAGACACCCGCCUGGUCUGCUGGACUUUAGACAGCAUCCUGCCGCAGCACAGUUCCCCAUGGGGAUCCCUGCUGACUUCAGACCACAGGACUCACCAUUGGCUUCAAUUGCAUUGGAUUCUGCUGCAACACUGUUUACCCCUGAAACUGUGUUUUGUGGACCCAAACACUUCACCCACCCCUCCAUCGGCAUAGUGGACUACGAUUACUUCACAGUGGAGCUGGAGAAAAGUGCGAAAGGUUUCGGCUUCAGUAUCCGCGGAGGCAGAGAAUACAAGAUGGACCUGUUUGUGUUGCGUCUUGCUGAGGACGGUCCUGCCAUACGUAAUGGAAGGAUGAGGGUAGGGGAUCAGAUCAUAGAGAUUAACGGGGACAGCACUCGAGACAUGACUCAUGCCCGAGCCAUUGAACUCAUUAAGGCGGGAGGCAGGCGGGUCAGGCUGCUGUUAAAGAGAGGCACGGGACAGGUGCCAGAUUAUGACUGUACCAACCCCUGGGAUUCCCUUUCUACAGCCCAAUCUGCCCUGCAGGAAGUGACCCUCGAGCCCCACCCGAUUCCAUUGCUCUCAUCCCAUCCAGCCCCAGACUCCCCUCAUCAACUCCCCCUAGAGGCCACAGUGUGCAUGGCAGACAAAGCUCCACAGCUGACAGACCACAGCUCCAUUAGAGGGGCUACAGGUGGCAGGUCCACCCAGCAGAGGUGCAUCAUCAGGGGGCAGGGAACCCCUCAGGGGUCUGGAGAGGUGGACUGUGGACCGGUUGACAGACAGCCUCGGGCUUUGCCUCCUAAAGCUGUCCUGGGGAGGGCCGUCGAAAGACGAGAGAGGUCCAAUGAGACGUGCUCCCCCUGCUGUGAGAGAAAGGGCCUGCACACACAGGCGAUGAGCACUGUCUGGCCCUGGGACGCAUAUGUGAGUGUGAAUUCAAACGGAGCCUCUCUGGCAAGUGGAGAUGGACAAGUCAACCUCCAGGAGAGGCCAGUGUCUAGAGGUCUGUACCUCAGAGAAGAGGAGAGGGCCAGUGGUCACAGUGGGCUCUGCUGCCCCUCCAAAACUGUGGAGGAUCCUCCUGCGAGGAGUGCAGCUGCCUCCCCCGGACCCUGGAACAUUCCUGGGUCUGAUAAACUGCCUGGCACCCUGAGGUCUUGGACCUCCACUGUAAGCAGGUAGAAUGGAUCUAGCUGGUUUGAACUGGAUCACACUGUCUGGCUCCUCAUUCAGUUCACCAUCAGAUAUCUGAGAACUUUAUAUCGCCUUCGCUCCUUCUUUCUGUUCUGUUUUCUUCUCCAUUUACUUCUGAAAUCAUAUUUUGUUUUGUUCUUACCAGAUGAUUAUUACACCCACCACCUUAAAAAACAGAGAAAUGUUCACAGCUAUUGUGACAUAGAGUAUAAACCCUGAUGGACUCAGUAUGAAGACAUUUUAGACCCUCGGAUGCCAGAGUUGAUGCUCUGAUCACAGACUGAGAAACGAUGUCGAUGUUUAAACGCUCGACUGAAUCUGGCUCACAUCGGUUAGUGCAACAUAACCUCAUAUGGAAAAAGGUUUGUCGCAGGAGAGAGACAUAUGUGCAGCCAAGAGUUUUACUUGUGCUCCAUUUUCUCUGUGCAGUGGCAAGAAAUGAGACGACUGAUCUGUCAGAUAGAGGAAGUGACACUGAAACUCCUGGAGGACAUGGCACUGACCCAAGUGACAGCCUGGUUAACCCGACAUAUGUUAAGAUCUCACACGCCUACCAAUAUAUCAUAUACUGUAAAUGUAAAGAUGUGAAAAAUAUGUACAUUUGGUAAACUCCAAAACAAACCUGUCUGUGUUUUUAAGGCAGUGUUGUAGUUAGAAACAUUGUAAAGAGAAAAAAAAAACACAGGACAGUAUUUUAGGAUCAAUAUUUCCACGGCCUCGUCUAUGACUACAUAUCAAAGACUGUGAAAGUCACCAAACCAGACCGCUGAGGGAGGCAGCGGUCGCGUGCAUGGAUGUAAACCACCAUGUCGUUAGACAGGGACUCACAUGUCUUCUAGAGGUAGAACAUUGAGAGGACAUCCUCUGUGGAGCUGAACAGUCAGUUCUCAUGUGAGACAAAGAUCUUUUUUUUCAUUAAGUUCGACUUCUGGGUGACUGAGGACAGUUUGCUUAGUAAGAACUGAUUAUACUGUUCUGAGUUAUGUUCACAACCAGAUCCCAAGUCCACCAUGCAGUCAUUGUGCAGAAUUCGAAGCUGUGCUGUAUUCAUUUGAGGCUCAACAGAAAAGACAAAACUGUCCCGUCUAUAUUUCCCAUUUCUAUGCCUUUUACUGUGCUAAGUGCAC